CGUGACAAAACGCGGAACUACAUGCCACUGCAUAACUGCCUAUGAUAACUGCUGCACAACCGAAAGGAUCUCUGUAAUUUAAGUCAUGUAAAGCGCCACGAUUCUCAACUGGCAAUGGACGAUAUCAUUUCAUUAAGUUCGGGUAGCGAUUCAGACUCCGACCUAGAGGUUGUGCGUUGUUAUAGUGAUGAUACUAGAGAAGAUGCCAGACCAUUUAUUAGGACCGACUGGGUUCCUGUGAAACCGGUUGUCAUUGACUUGUCAAAACUCAGAAGAAGAAGACGCCCCCGAAGGUGCCAACGUGGUUCCAUUGAAGUUGUAGACUUGAGUCUUGUAGAGGAAAAAGAAUCAGAAGCUGUUUGUGCUGCACUAUCAAUAUCAGAUAAAGAGGAGGAUUCCUUGCAUCAACAAGGCGAAUGUCAGAUUCUACCUUCUCUUGCAACUGAGAGGAGCCCAAGUUUAUUAGAAGAAAAUUCACAGGGGAUUGAGUCACCCCAGAAGUCUUGUUUACCUCCUGAUUGUGAAGCUCUGUCGGUAUCAGAGAAAGAGGGAAAUGGCCUUCAAUUAGAAGGUGAAUCUGAAGCUCCAUCGCCAGCAGCACUGAUUGUACACAAAAAUAUAUCUGUUAAAGAUCCAACCACAAUAGACUCAAUAGAGAAGACCUCUGUCCUCUUGGGAAAUGAGCUGCCUGCGUUAGAAAAGUGCAGUUCACAAAAAGACUCUCCAGAUAGCAUUCCCUCUCCUUUCAGCCUUGAUAGCAAUUAUCACUGUCCAUCUGAAAUUGAUCCGUUUUCAUUCUCAGAUGAGUCAAACAUGCCUGAGUUAAAAGAGACCACUUUUACCACAGAUUUAUUUGACCACCCGGCAGAAUCCUCUUGCAUGCCUUCCAAGUCCACCCUAACAGAAGCCCAAAGGAAGUCAUCCAUUGGUACAUUUUCAUCUGUAGCUGGUUUAGAAGCUGUUUGGGAAGAGAACCUAGUGCCCUCCUCCUCCUCUUCUGUAAGUCAGUCUAAUACAGGUAAUCUCACAGCAUUACCUGCCUCAGAUACUGUGUCCCCGUGGACAGAAACCCAGAUCAAUUGUACCCCAAAUUCUCCAGGAAGACCUGGUUCUGAUGUCAGCAAGACCAUUCAGACUGCUAUGAGGGCAACCCACCUACAUAGUGCUCUGUGUCCUCAAAUUUGUCUGUCAAACCCUUUAUCUGAAAGGGGCUGUCAAGAACAGGAGGGGAUAAGACUCCAUAAUGGUCUUGGUCAAGUUGAAAACAUACAGGAGGAUUCUGUCAGUCACAUGAUGUCUGAUUUUGGUCCUGGGAUGUCUGGACAAGAGCUACAGCACAAGCAAUACAUUUCUCAUAUUCAGCUAAAGAAAUUAAAAAAACAGAUGGGGGCAGUGGUUCAAGACCUGAUUGACGAGGAGGAGGAAGAGGAAGAGGAAGACUAUGGUCCACCUGAGCUAUUAUGUAGACAGAGUCUUAGCCUAGUCUAUAGCACCAUUGAGGAAAACUACCCAGAGGGUACCCUUCAGCUUCUGUCAGAUUUUCUGCAACCCCGGUACUAUCCACCCCCUGACAUCAUGGCACACCUACUCAGGGGUAUCCUGAUGGACCCUCACUGUCCUGAUGUUCUUGCGCUGGAGGCCUACAGUUUACUGAUGAGGAUUCAGAUAUUUCAUCCAUCAGAUAUAUCGUCUCUUUCAUGGGACUGGGGACUGCUGACGGCUGUGAUGGAGCAGCAGGAUAGCUCCAAGAGGCUUCGGCUGGAUGUCAGAUGUAUGCUACUACAGUAUGUGCUACAAAUUCUUGAAGAUGACUUUCAGCAGAAAUUAUGCAUGCAAAAGCUGCACCUGUCCAUCACAAAAGCCAUGCUGUCUUGUGAGCAGAGGUUCACUCAUGUCAGAGACCUCAUUUGUUGGCUUUUUGAAGCAGUAUCCUUGGCUGUCAGUAGCAAAGAGAAUAAAAACCCCAAGAGGGAGAGGAAUGAAAAUCUUAAGAUGGUGAUGGUUUUUCAGAAGAUGCUGGUCUUAGCCUUGGAGGUGGAUCGUACUCCCACCUGCAGCUCUAAUAAGAUUUCCCAGGAGCUUUUCCACACCAUUAUUAGCUCUCAAAAGCGUGAGCACAGGUUGCUUCUUUUUGAUACUCUAGAAAGCAAUCUGCUUAAGUGCAAGCUUCUAGAGCUUCUUUUGGACUAUGAAUGUCCUCAAAAGAUACCUGUGCCAAUGUCCCUCAGCCUGCUGCUCCACUUCCUUCAAUAUUCCACUCUGCCAUCUGAUCCAAUGGUGAGAAGUUGUUGAGGACAAACGAUGGUAGUGAAGGCUGGAGGAGAUGGGAAGAGCUAAUGCAGCUGAUCUGGAUGCUUCUUCUGAGCUAUGAGGAAGUCAUGAAAGGUCACCUUCGCUGUUCAGUU
Molecule: messenger RNA, 2405 nt
Organism: Alosa sapidissima (American shad)
Lineage: Eukaryota; Metazoa; Chordata; Actinopteri; Clupeiformes; Clupeidae
Gene: simc1
Product: SUMO interacting motifs containing 1
Exons: 10
Coding region: 115-2292 (725 amino acids)
Source: RefSeq, a predicted model, not a curated record